Xiphophorus maculatus (southern platyfish) is the source of this 2565-nucleotide messenger RNA. RefSeq names its product family with sequence similarity 181 member A (gene fam181a). The transcript is spliced from 2 exons. Lineage: Eukaryota; Metazoa; Chordata; Actinopteri; Cyprinodontiformes; Poeciliidae. The coding region runs from base 1218 to 1988 and encodes 256 amino acids. The record is from RefSeq and is a predicted model, not a curated record.
UUUUCUCGACAACUCGAUUUUUUUCUAGAAAACAUCUAGAACAUUUUUUGUUGUUGUUUUAAACCAAGAUAAAUUAACUUUUUGGGGGGGAAGAGGAGAUUCUAGAAAAUCUUUAAUGUUCAAACUCAAAGAUGUUUAUUUUUCAAACUCAAAAAAGUCGGGAGUAUUUUGUAGAAAAUUUCAGAGAUUAAUCUCAAAAUUUCAGAUUGUUUGAAAAUUUAAGAGAUUGUCUCAAAAUUUUAACUUUUUGCCUUUUAAGGUUACGUAUUGAGCUGUGUGUAUAUAUAUAUAAUUUCUACACUUCCCCAGCUCAAUAAAGGGAUGAAGCUCAAUUAGCAUUUCACAAGUCCCGUUCCCCCUCCGCCGCAGCCUUCCCCGUGGAGCCCAUGCUUUUCUAGGGAUUGUCCUGUUUUGGGCCCUUGUUGCGGUUGGCAGGGUGACAGUAUUCGAGUGUGCAAACUUGUGCCAUUGUCCUCCGGCCAGAGGGAGCCAUGGAGACCCCAUAAUAUGACACAGGAAAAUGUUUGCUGAUGGCAAUUCUAUGGGCUUUGUCCGAGUCUUUUUUCCUUCAUGACGACUCGAUUUAAGUCUCUAAAUGUUUGACUACAAAUGCAGGAGUGCUAUCCAGCUCCUUCCCCUUUGUCCCGCCAGGUUUGAAUGAGUAAUUCAGCCUUUGUGUCGCUCGAUUGAGGGGGCAAACAGAAAGACAAGAUUCUUGAGCGUUCAAGCCCCUUUCCAUGGUUAUGCGCUCUUUAGAUCUCCCCACCGCCACCAAAUCCUACAGCUGACAUCAUGUGGAAGGCAUUAAACCUCAACUUUAACCCGUGCAACAGGAAGUUAAAGCAUGUCCAAUACGAUAUAUUUCAUUUAUGUUGAAUUAUUUUUGCGUACAAGGAGCAGAGUUAGACGCGGUUUUUUGGGGGGAAAUAUCGCGUUUCCAGGGCUGGACUUUCCAGAUCUCCAUGGCAGCAAUUUGCGCUGGUGAAGAAUUUGAUACCAAGGCGCUUGGAGACUGAUUGGAGUGCAUUGUGAGGGGUCUGGGGUCGCUGAUUGGUUCAAGGAAAGGAGCAUAACUACAAAGGGUUUAUAUUCAUUCAGCUUCCUGAAGUACCUCUGCAGUCUGGAGGGAAGCUUAAACUAAAACGAUUGUGUCGGUGGAUUAUGGUUCAUAUUUCUACAAUGGACUCAUGAAGUGAGCCAAAUAGCUUCUGGUAAAGAUGUCAAGCGCAGACAGCGAAGUUAAAACUUUGCUUAACUUUGUAAAUUUGGCGUCCAGCGACAUCAAGGCGGCUCUGGAUAAGUCGGCUCCCUGCAGGCGCUCCGUGGAUCACCGGAAAUACCUACAAAAGCAACUCAAACGCUUCUCACAAAAGUUCUCCAGAGUCCCGAGAGGUCAAUCUCUCACUUCUGCGGACAACAGGUGCGCCAGAGGAGCUGAGCGUCAAAGGGCGACUGCGACGGAUCAGGCCAGCUCCGAUGCGCAACAUGCGCAGAGCGUCGGCGGCUUAAUGGACCAGGUGCCGAUGCGGAAACGACAACUUCCAGCGUCGUUUUGGGAGGAACCCAGGCUAACCAAAGCCAGGAGAGACAAACCCUUUUUGGAUUUGAGAAGAAGCAGCAGCUCGGGGACAUCUGAUGGCGGCGAGAAUGAAAAGAGGAGAAGGAGUCAGGAGGACGCGCAAAAAACCGCAAACUCCUCAUCCGGCAGGCGCAGCUCUGCGGAAAAAGAAGUGCUGAAACUGGAUCUGACUUCCCAUCGCUCCGUGAGUUUCUGCAGCUGCUGCCCCUUCCAGUUCCACGGACAUCAGGUCCUCCACAGCCAGAUUGUUGUUCCGCAUCCUCCCUUUGGUCUAUGGAGCAAGGCAGCAGAGCCGCAAAGGUCCGAGCAUCCGUACGGACAGAAACUCCACACGCACGUUGUGGUGAAACCGAUACCGACCAAGGCCACGGCGCAGUCUCCGAUCUUCAGCGUGUUUGGGUUCAUUUAAUCUUUAAGCCCGUCACAUGAGGAUGCGGUGCCGUUAGUAAAGUUACAGACAAACAUUAACAGAAAUAAUUUGGGUCAUUUAGCCUGUUACGAGAGAAACAACUUCAUUUUUAGUCAUUUUUGCCACUUUUUAAAAUUUAUUUAGAAUGUUACCGUUUCAAGCUAAAUGAAAUAUUCUAAUUAUUUACUUAGCAAGCUAAAUAUUCUGUUGAGAGUUAAAAGCUAUCUUGCUACCUAAUUAGCUCGGAGGUAGCCAUUUAGCUCUGACCUAAAUAGCUAGACAGCAAACGAAAUAUUUAGCUAGCAUGCAAAUUCACUUGCCAGUAGGCGGAAGUGUCUGUCAAAGUAAAAGCUGGGUUUGCUGACGUCUGAGCUAGCUAAAUAUUUAGUUUGCUAGCUAAAUCUUUAACUCGGAGCUAUUUAGUUAGCAAUCUAAAUAUGUAGUUUGGAAAUAAAUAUUUAGCUAGCUCAGAGUUAGAUAUUUAGCUAAUAUUCGAAUUAACUUGCCAAUAGAUGGAAGUGUCUGCCAAAAUAAAAUCUGGGUCUAGCUAGAUAUUUAACUUGCUAACUAAAUGUUU